Molecule: messenger RNA, 1148 nt
Organism: Danio aesculapii
Lineage: Eukaryota; Metazoa; Chordata; Actinopteri; Cypriniformes; Danionidae
Gene: chchd6a
Product: coiled-coil-helix-coiled-coil-helix domain containing 6a
Exons: 9
Coding region: 116-859 (247 amino acids)
Cellular component (GO): mitochondrion; MICOS complex
Source: RefSeq, a predicted model, not a curated record
UGUGAAUCUGUCAAACAUAUUGCGUGUUUACGGAGUUACUUGUAUUCGUUUCAAUUAAAAAGUGAAAUAUCUAUCUUCGAACACAGCUCCAUUAACGAGACUGUAGCAAAAAGCAAUGGGAUCCGGAGAAAGCACGACUAGGAGAGUUUCUUUCGGCCUAGAUGAGGAUGACAGGGUGAGGAUUCUGCGUGGAGUGAAGCUGUCUGAAGACGUCCUACAGCGCAUGAGGAACAUCAAUGCAGAUCCGAGACCACCUGCCAACAAUAAAGAAAACCAAGGCCAUCAAACUCGAACAUCCAGCACAUCAGACGCACAAGCUCCAAAAACACAGGCCAAAACGACAUUUCCCGACUCUAAAGAGGAGCUCAAAAAGAGGUAUGAGCAGCAGCAGGCCAUUAUACAGGAGGAAUUGGCUCGCAUCGCACGCAAAGAGAGAGAGGCGGCGCGGCAGGACAUCAGUCGAGCGGUGCAGAGAGAGCGAGCACAGACGCGGCAGGAGUCUGAGAGAGCCAAACAGCUGCCUGCCUCUGAACUGGAUGCCUGGGGGAAACAGCUGGACAAGAAGGAGGCAGAGCUGAAGGCGUUGGAGGCUUUUUACCAAGAACAAAUCACACAGCUAGAGAAGAAGAAUGAAGAACGCUUCAGGUCGUCUGCCGAACAGUUCCACGCUGCUGCAACCAGGAGCGAAGCCAAUAUAAAGGCGCGUAAUGUGGAGCCAGUGUGUUUAAACCUACAAGCUCAGAUUCUGAACUGCUAUAGAGAAAACCGUGAGCAGACGCUUCAGUGCUCAGAUCUGGCCAAAGAGUACAUGCAGUGCAUCAAUGCAGCUAAGAAGAAUCUGCUGGUGAAUCAUGGAUAGAGAGGAUCGUGGUCACCUGUGGCUCGUGUUGAUCUGUGUCUGGUUUCACGGGCCGCUUCAUCUUUAGCCUCUCCAUCCAAUUACCAUCUGAUCCCGGGACUCCAAUGUACCGAACUGCAGAUCACAGGCCUCCAUGAGUAUUUCAUUAUCUGCUACAGCACGGACAGUGGCGUUUUUAUAAGAGUGCACUCAGGAAAUACUGAUGCUUUUAUUUGUCGGGAUUCUUAUUUAUGCAUUGUUUUUCGCCAAAAGCAUAAACUUCAUAAACGAAUAGCUGCCCAAAAGCUGA